Messenger RNA from Actinia tenebrosa (Australian red waratah sea anemone), 1936 nucleotides. Its product is annotated as 26S proteasome non-ATPase regulatory subunit 4. Gene Ontology annotation, molecular function: polyubiquitin modification-dependent protein binding. The record is from RefSeq and is a predicted model, not a curated record. Gene Ontology annotation, biological process: proteasome-mediated ubiquitin-dependent protein catabolic process. Gene Ontology annotation, cellular component: nucleus; cytosol; proteasome regulatory particle, base subcomplex. NCBI's taxonomy places the organism in Eukaryota, Metazoa, Cnidaria, Anthozoa, Actiniaria, Actiniidae.
GCAUGCGUCAAUUUUCCUUUAGUCAUUGCCUGAGAAAAACGACGUCAACUACAUCCAAAAAUUUCAUUCUUUUUUGGGCUUUUUUAAACAAAAUAUCCAAAUAAAAUGGUAUUAGAAUCAACUGUAGUGUGCGUGGAUAACAGCGAGUGGACAAGGAAUGGCGACUUUUUGCCGACUAGAAUUCAAGCUCAGCAGGAUGCUGUUAGUCUUAUAUGUCACUCAAAGACUAGACAAAACCCUGAAAAUAAUAUAGGACUAAUGACACUUGCCAGCCUGGAAGUACUGGUAACAUUAACAUCAGAUGUCGGCAAAGUACUUACAUCCUUACACAAGGUUCAACCUAAAGGAGAUGUGCAUUUUCUAACGGGAGUUAAAAAAGCUCAUUUGGUACUAAAGCACAGACAAGGAAAGAACCACAAAAUGAGGAUUGUUGUUUUCGUUGGCAGUCCAAUUGAAUCAGAAGAAAAAGAAAUUGUUAAGUUAGCGAAAAAACUGAAAAAAGAAAAAGUUAAUGUUGACAUUAUAAAUUUUGGAGAAGAGGAAGCCAAUACAGAAAGGCUAACUGCUUUCAUUAAUGUUCUUAAUGGUAAAGAUGGAAACUUGAGUCGCCUUGUGUCUAUACCUCCUGGUCCUUCUCUUUCUGAUGCUCUCAUUUCAUCUCCUGUCGUUGUUGGGGAAGAUGGUGCCGGGGCCAUGGAUAUUGGUUCUGGAUUUGAAUUUGGAGUCGAUCCUAAUGCUGAUCCUGAAUUAGCUCUGGCUCUUCGCGUCUCCAUGGAAGAACAAAGACAGCGACAAGAAGAUGAAGCACGGCGAACAGCAGGUGCCAGUCAAGAAACUGCUGAAGCACCUGGUCAGGUUGCCGACAAGGAAGAAGCCAUGUUACAGCAGGCAAUGUCUAUGUCAGGUACCCCAGAGACAGUAACAGACACCCCUACACCCAAUGUUAAUUUUUCCACAAUGUCCGAAGAGGAACAAAUAGAAUAUGCUAUGCAGCUGUCCUUGCAGAACGUGCAGGAAGGUGAUGAGGAGUCUACUACUGAUUCACGUCCAGAUACUGGGAACAGGAGUGAGUCGCAACAGUCUGGGGCAGUUGCUAUGGAAACUGAAACUCAGGGUGAUGAUAGCAAUCAAGAUUUCUCACAAGUAAUGGCCGACCCAGAUUUUCUCCAGCGUGUGCUAAGUACGCUCCCUGGGGUAGAUCCUAGCAGUGCCACAAUACAGAAUGUGAUGGGUACCCUUACUCAUUCUGACAAACCACAGGAUGAAAACAUGGAGGAGUCUAAAGUGGACAAGAAAUCUGACAAAAAAUAAAGUAGCUUUCAAUUCUGUAAAUACUUUCCUAGGCAGAUCUGGGGGAGGGAGGGGGAGGGGAGGAGGGGGGUUGGGUGACUAGUCAUUCCCCCUUUUGAGUUGAAAAACCUAAAAAGGACACUAUAUGCGACGCCUUUCUAGGUAACAGCCACCCCCUUGAAAUUGGUCUGUAUCUGCCAUUGCUAUGCUUGUUAAUAGACCAUUUCACAGAUCCCGCGGCUCAACCUCAGCCUCGUCAGCGUGUAAUAUAUCCUUUAGAAAUUGCCUACAACCUGUGAAAUUUUUAAGUGUUUCAAUUGUUCGUUGAUGUGUAAAUUCCUUUCAUUACUGCGGRCUGUAGUCAAAUUCUAAAGAAUAAUUACACGCUGACGAGGCUGAGGUUGAGUAACGGGAUCCGUGAAAUGGCCUAUUUCUUUGGUGCAACUGUUAUUUUGUGAUUAAGAUACAUGCUAGAAAUAUUGAACAGCUUGGAAGUACUAUAUUUAACUAUAAUGAUAUCAUUAGUGCUACUAAAGAAUGCUUUAAUUGUCAUGAGUAUUGAAAUUGUUGUCUACUUGUGUGCUACAGACGGUAGACUUUCCAGUAAGCAUGGUUUGUCUUGUAAUAAAAAAGUGCAUUGAAGAUA